Molecule: messenger RNA, 2219 nt
Organism: Daktulosphaira vitifoliae (grape phylloxera)
Lineage: Eukaryota; Metazoa; Arthropoda; Insecta; Hemiptera; Phylloxeridae
Exons: 11
Coding region: 363-2129 (588 amino acids)
Source: RefSeq, a predicted model, not a curated record
AAAAUAAGGUAGCAGGUAUGUUAUCUCUCAUACCUAUUUUUUAACCAUAUAACAACGGUUAACUAAUGUGUACUUGGUCAUGGUUUGUGAACAGUAAUUUUCAGUACACUUUAUCAAUUUAAUCUACAUUCAACAACGUCCAGAAUCCAGUUGAAAAAAAAAAUUACAAUUGUCAACAAAAUCAUCGAUCUUUUUAGUCAAAAUUCAUGAUGUGGUUUUGUUGAUUUAAAUAAUUUAAAAAUUUAAAGUAAUACAUAUGAAAUGUUUAUUUCAUUAUUUCAAUAAUUGUUCUGUAUUAUUAUAUAUUGGUGAAAAUACUGAGUACAAGCAAAUUAAACAUUCAAAGUUUUCUUUACCAUAGCAUGACAUUUACUAGCAAUCCAAUCAUGUUAAUUGAAGAAGAAAGUACUGGCAAUGUUUCAACUCAACCUGGUAGAAUUCAAGACAAACAUAUUUGGAAAUCCUUAAGAUCUCACAUAAUUUCUCGUAGAGAAAAAAACAAACAAGCCGAAGCUGACGCAGAAGUUCUAAGGAAGAAAAAAUGUGUAGAGUUUCAAAAAAUGGAGGAAAACAAAUUAUCAUUAGCUCAAAUUAAUGGACGUUUGUCUGCUUUGAGAGAUAGGCGUGAAGAAUUGGAAGAGGAAAAACGUGUGUUAUUGAAUCAAGUACAAGCCACAGAUGAAGCCACAUCUUUAAUAGUCCCAAAAUCUGAAUCUAAUAGUGAAUCCCUAAACAACAAAUUAAUAAUAACAAAUAAUAUCAAUAAUACUGCAGUAUCACAUCAGCGCUCAUCCAAUCUUCUUCAGCCACAGCAGCAUAUAUAUAGGCAGCAGACUUCCAUUACUGCCCAACCAAAUUCAGGAUCACCUGUUGCAGGUAGCAGUUUGAGUCCAUUAGCACAGCAAUCUUUGCUGAUGCAAAAUUCAAAUGCCAAUAUGGCUUGUGGCAGUAAUCAAACAUUAUUGGUUUGUUCACCAGCUACAAUAAAUGCAGUUGUCGCAAACAAUCAAAAUAACAAUAGUUCAACACGUUCAUCAAUAUCAUUAACGUCAUCAUUGCCUAACACAAUGACUUUUACAAAAUUUUCAUCAAUGUAUAGCAGUAGUUCUUCACAUUUACUUCCACCGAAUUUAGGAACAAGUAAUAAAUUAGGUAGGACUCCAUCCCCACAGCCUCCAACUAUCCAGCAACAAUCUUAUCAUCAACAACAACCUAUUGUUGUACCAUUUCCUACUUACAAAUCAAUGAAUAGUGGUAGUGGGGGGUCUAGUAUUUUAAACUCGUCAACAGGAGUAGUUAAUAAUAUCAAUCAAUCAAUUGUGAAUCCAACAAACAAUAAUUAUUCGUUGGAAAAUAUUAAUAGACGUGGAAGUAGAGAUGAAACUCCUUCUUCGUUUUCUAGAAAUGUAUCUAUGUGGAAUAACAAUAAUCCUAAUAAAAAUACUCAACCAAAUGUCAGUAUUUAUGGAUCAUUCUAUCAGCCUCCUUCUGCUACUGCAGUAAAUUAUUGUGUCAAUAAUAGUAUUUCAUCAUCACCUUCAUCAUCAUCUGUUAAUACAGUAUACAGUUAUUCUGGGACACCUCCUUCGAUGUCAAGAUCAGAAUCAACUGGUAUUGGAAAUUUAAUGGUUACUGCAUCUCCUAAUGAUCACGGAGCCCAAAUAUCAAAAUCUAGUUCUUCUCUCCAACAGCAACAGCAUCACCAACAUCAUCAUGGGCAUACAAAUCCACCAAUGUAUAUGAGUCCUGGCAUUCGUAAUCAAACUAAUAACCACACAUAUCACCCAAAACCUUCUCAUAGCCUAUAUGGAGAUGAAAAAUUGAUACCUCCACCAACAAAUUAUUAUCAGCAACAAAGUGGUAGAAAUAUACAUUCUUCAGGUACACAAUCACAACAUCAAAUGUCUCAAAAAACACAUAAUUUGAACUAUUUACGACAACCUUCAUCUGCUGCGUCCCAACUCUCUCCUGUUGUUUUACAGCCAUCUCAACAUGGAUCAUAUUCAAAUCCUACAAGCUCAAUUACAGGGUAUUCAGCCAAAUCUCCAGGUCCUGUUACUGCUGUUACUGAUAUUUCUAGAUAUCCUCAUCAAUCACAAACUCAAUCAUCAAGGGAUAUGAAUAAUUGAUUUGCAAAAUUUUUAGUUUAAAAGUAAUAUAAUUUUAUAGUUGAAGAAUGAAAUUAAAUGAUAUGCUCAAGCAUAAUUAUGGUCAGUAAA